This is a messenger RNA of Radiomyces spectabilis, 1005 nucleotides long. RefSeq lists its product as uncharacterized. Lineage: Eukaryota; Fungi; Mucoromycota; Mucoromycetes; Mucorales; Radiomycetaceae. Bases 1 to 1005 code for a protein of 334 amino acids. The transcript is spliced from 4 exons. The record is from RefSeq and is a predicted model, not a curated record. Gene Ontology annotation, molecular function: metalloendopeptidase activity. Gene Ontology annotation, cellular component: membrane; cytoplasm. Gene Ontology annotation, biological process: membrane protein intracellular domain proteolysis; regulation of response to endoplasmic reticulum stress.
AUGUCGCAUCUUGGUUAUUAUUUGCUCGCAUUGUUAUUUUGCGGUAUUUUCCACGAAGCAGGACACGCUGUGGCAGCAUUCGGUGAAAGAGUGCCAAUUCAAAGUGCAGGCAUCUUUAUUUAUUACAUCUAUCCGGGUGCUUUUGUCAAUGUUCCUGAUCAACCACUGCAGAUGUUGAGUCCUUUCCGUCAACUCAAGAUUAUAUGUGCCGGCGUGUGGCACAAUAUCGUGCUGUAUGGAUGCACCCUUUUGCUUUUGGCCGGCGGAUUGAAAUCUUUGUUUCUACUUUUCGGGUGGCAAUCUCUUGAAGCCGGGCUCGGGGGUGUCAGUGUGGUCAGUGUGCGAAGCAAUUCACCACUAGCGCCACACCUUGCUACUUCUUCUGUUAUUUAUCAGCUGAAUGAUUUCAGUCUGGAGCAGAACAUUGCCGACUGGAAUGCCUAUCUGCUGGAACCCUCCGGUCGACAGCCCAUUGUUCAAGGCUUUUGUGCAGAUUCUGUGAUGGAUUCUUCGGAUUCUUCUCUUGAUUGUUGCAAAAUCUCGGAUGGUUUUCCGUUUGGACAGUCAUCCAAUGCAUCGGUCUCAUGCUUUCAAGAUAUCCAUUCUAGCACAGUGUACAAGAAACCAGAAUAUAUGGGUUGUCUCCCUACGAUUCAAGUACUUGCGUCGCCCGGUGUCCGUCGGUGCGAAUCAGAUACCGAUUGCCAAAAUGAAAGUGGCAAGCGAUGUGUCACUCCCUACACACCUUCUGUAAAAGGUCAGUUGGUCCGUGUGUAUGCUCGAUUACCCGAAUGGGAAAAGACGGAAGCCGAUCAGCAAGAUAAGGUAUUCGUCUUUGAAGGCGAAUUGGUGGAUAUCUGGGAAAGUGUCAAGGUUGGUAUCUUGGUGCCCAGAUUUUGGUUUUUGCCUGUCAGUUUACCCCAUAUUUCCGAGUUACUUAUAAGGUACAGAAUCCGUGCGAUAGACAGCUGUGUUUCUUUUUUGGCUGAAAUACAACCUGUAUAG